AUGCCUAUCUGGAAUGAUUAUGAUGAAGGUGAAGAAGAUGGGCAUGGGCAUUUUGGAGCAACAAACUGUCUUCUAUGGGAUACUGUUUUAUCUAUGAAUAUUAAAGGUGAUUUAUUAGAGACAUAUAGUGAAACAUGCUGGGUAUUUAUUUAUGAUACAAUGAAUUCUAUUAUUUAUGUUAAGCCUGCAAUUGAUAAG
Molecule: messenger RNA, 198 nt
Organism: Cetraspora pellucida
Lineage: Eukaryota; Fungi; Glomeromycota; Glomeromycetes; Diversisporales; Gigasporaceae
Source: the annotation of a GenBank genome assembly